AUCCUCAUUCGCCGCCGACAUGAGCAACCAGUCUUGGCAGUUGUUGAACCCGGAAACGGUGCUGUCAAUUCCACUGAAGAAGACUGAUCCGGUGGAGCUGUACCUGCCGUUACGCAAGUUGGUAGCCUCAAAAUACUCGGAGAGCGAUGCAGAAAAAGUUGAAAGCGUUCUGGAAACCCUAAACAAAUGCCGCAGGGACAUGGUGGAGCGUAGAGGGGAUCUCUCCCUUCCCAUGCAACGUGACUGCCUCAUCCACUACUUCAAAUGCCUUUGCAUGGUUGAGUCACUCUUCACCUCUCUCUCCUCCGACGCCGACGCCGACGCCGAUGCCGAUGCCGAUCCCAUCAUCUUUGUCUGGUACGACGCCUUCAACCCUGAGCAUGAGGAAGGGGUCUUCUCACAGCGCAACGGCAUCCAAUUGGAGAAGGCCGCUGUUGUCUUCAACCUUGGAGCCAUCUGCAGCCAGAUUGCUGCCUCUUACGACCGUACCACCGCCCUUGGCCGUCACCUUGCAAUGGAAGCCUUCAAAGUUGCCGCCAAUUUCUUCUUCCAACUCUGGAAGGUUUUUGCCAAGGACGUGGUCUCCGCCACCCUCGAUUUGACUCCCCUCUUAGCGCAGUUUCUGCACGCCCUCUUCUCCGCUCAGGCUUCCGAGCUCGAAUUACAGCCACAACUCCUCAACGACGCCCGUUACGCUCUCCAUCAAUCGGUUCAUUUGCUUUAUGCUAGAGCAGUUACACUGAUACAUAAUGUUUUGAGAGCGGCUAAACUGAAACAUGUCUACUGUUUUGACCGAACCUGGGCAACUCAUCUUUCCGAGAAGGAGGGAUUCUUUGGUAACUCAUCGAUGCAUUCUUGGAAUCUGGCUCAGGCAGAGGCUCCUCAGAGGGAAUCAUCCAUCCCAGAGCAACCUGAUGCAGAAUGUGUCGCUGAGAUAUUAGUUAGAGGGAUUUGCAGGCGCUCGAUACCCAAUCUACAACAAAUAUACGUUGACCUCAUCCUCUCAGAGUACAAUCCUUUCAAGCUUAUGAAGGAUGGAAAGCUGGUGGCUUACCCAUGGGACAUGCCUCCUCGUUAUCCAACAGAUUCGGCAAUCCUGUCGUCUUUGAUGUCUUCGCUGUUGUCAGGUAUUCUUGCAUUGCUUCCUUUGAAGAAGAGUGAGCCCUUGAAUCUCUAUGAGUCCCUGCGCAAUUACUUUGUCCUCAAAUACUCUGAGAGCGUGGCAAAGAGAGUAGAAGGCCCUCUCGAAAUGCUACACAAAUUGCGCAAUCAGAUGCUGCGUGAUGACCUUUCGCUACCCCUUCGCCGUGACUGUCUCAUCCGUUAUUUCAAAUGCCUUUGCAUGAUUGAGCCUUUCUUCCCUAUGAAUGCCUCACCCAACCCACCUGUCUUUGUUUGGUACAAUGCCAUCAACCCGCAACAGGACUCUUCUCAGCAUAACAUCCAUUUGGAGAAGGCCUCUGUUCUCUUCAACCUGGUAGCUCUCUGCACCCACAUUGCUCUCUCCUGCGAUCUCACCACCAUCCAAGGCUGUCGCCUUGCCAUGGAGGCCUUAAAUGAAGCUUUAAAUUGGGUCUCUCCACUGCCGGGUGAGUCUAAGAAGGCAUCUGGCACGAUUGACCUGUCAGAACAAUACACCAGUAAGAUAAAAAAUGAGAUUGUCGGCUUGAAACACAAGUUUCCUCAUCCCCAAUCCGAUGUAUCAUCAUUACCUGAAUAUCCUGCUUCAACUAAUGAUCCGUCGAGUGAUGUCACUGAACAAUUUCUUUUAGGGUAUUGUAAGGCUCACUCCCUGCUUCAAGAGGUAUGUGAAGCAGCAUGCUUGGACCUUCUCUCUGCGGUUAGCCCCGUCAAGAUUAAGGAUGGAAAUCUUGUGGCCAAUGCAACCUUAGAGGCAGCAUUGGAGAACAUGAGCUUGCAGGAGACCAGCGACGGAUACAUGUAUAUUGCUGGUGGGGUAACUGAACCUACUACAAAUUGAGAUGUUUUUUAGUAGUACAUGUAUACACAACAGUAACAUUACCGUAGAGAAGAACUAAACAAGCUUUAGGAAUGAACUCAUUUACUUUUUUAAAUUGGAUAUUGG
Messenger RNA from Arachis duranensis, 2086 nucleotides. RefSeq lists its product as uncharacterized. The coding region runs from base 20 to 1981 and encodes 653 amino acids. The transcript is spliced from 4 exons. NCBI's taxonomy places the organism in Eukaryota, Viridiplantae, Streptophyta, Magnoliopsida, Fabales, Fabaceae. Gene Ontology annotation, biological process: negative regulation of stress fiber assembly. The record is from RefSeq and is a predicted model, not a curated record.